CAAAGGUGUGUUUCUCCACCUGCUCUACAGCAAAAACUUGUUUUCAGAGUCAGCCGCUCUAUGAUCUUUCUGCCGGACUCUUUCUAUUACAAGCACGCCACAUCAUGCAGGUGGCAGAAGUUGAUCCAUUCACUAUCCCACCCCCACAAUACUCUGGUCCCCGCGAAACUGUGAUAACCCACCAAAGUCAGAUGGCCGUGCAUACUGUUGAAGUACCUGCUGUCCAGCAUGCUGCACCUGCUGUCCAGUAUGCUGCACCUGCUGUCCAGUAUGCUGCACCUGCUGUACCUGCUGUCCAGUAUGCUGUACCUCAGUUUCAGGUUGUGCACACUGCACCGCAGAACCUGCUCACAGAUCUUCCCGGACAGGUGACGUGUAGUAAUUGCCAUACUCAUUGCAUUACUCGAACCCGCUACAAAACUGGAACACUGACUUGGAUCAUUGUUAUCACGCUCCUACUGUUGUGCUUAUGGCCCUUUGCUUUUAUCCCGUUGUGCAUUGAUACAUUCAAGGAUGUGGAGCAUUCCUGCUCCACCUGUGGCACCGUGCUCCAUGUACAUAAACAAAUAUAACACACAGUCACCUCUGCACAAUACCAUCUCAAAACACACUGCAGACAGUAUAUACUUCAUUAAUAGCUGUUGCUACAGUAGUACCUCAGUUUUUUCGUAGGAUGCGAUAGGAAGUCGGCCCGCUAUGACGUCAUCCUUCGUUGACUCUAUAUCAUACUUGCCAACUUUGAGACCUUCGAA
Messenger RNA from Nerophis lumbriciformis (worm pipefish), 752 nucleotides. Its product is annotated as lipopolysaccharide-induced tumor necrosis factor-alpha factor homolog. Lineage: Eukaryota; Metazoa; Chordata; Actinopteri; Syngnathiformes; Syngnathidae. Gene Ontology annotation, molecular function: zinc ion binding. The record is from RefSeq and is a predicted model, not a curated record.